Zasmidium cellare ATCC 36951 is the source of this 858-nucleotide messenger RNA. RefSeq lists its product as uncharacterized. Gene Ontology annotation, cellular component: mitochondrion. The transcript has 2 exons. The record is from RefSeq and is a predicted model, not a curated record. Gene Ontology annotation, molecular function: delta(3,5)-delta(2,4)-dienoyl-CoA isomerase activity. Bases 1 to 858 code for a protein of 285 amino acids. NCBI's taxonomy places the organism in Eukaryota, Fungi, Ascomycota, Dothideomycetes, Mycosphaerellales, Mycosphaerellaceae.
AUGGCCUCCAGAGACUACAAUAAAGAGUUCUUCAACGUCACCUUCCCCUACCAAUAUGUCGCCGUCGUGGAAAUCGAUCGCCAAAAGAAACUCAACUCUUACACGCAACAAAUGUUCACAGAUAUUGGGACUAUCUUCUCCAGACUAUCCAUAGACCCAGAAGUCCGCGUCAUCGUCUUGACAGCAGCCGGCGAGCGAGCUUUCACAGCCGGACUGGACGUCACCGCGGCGGCAAAUGGGCCCCUCACAGGCGACGGCAUGGCCGACCAGAAAUGCGAGGAUACCGCGAGGAAAGCCUGGUCGUUACGGAGGCAUAUCAAAGAAAUCCAGGAACCUGUCAGCGAGAUUGAGAAGUGCGAGAAGCCUGUCAUCUGUGUGAUGCACGGGAUUUCGUACGGUGCGGCGAUUGAUAUCUCGACUUGUGCGGAUAUCCGGAUUUGUUCCAAGGAUGCGAGGUUCUCUGUUAGGGAGGUGGCUAUUGGACUUGCGGCGGAUGUUGGGACUUUGACGAGGUUGCCCAAGACUAAUGUGGGUAUGAGCUGGAUUAAGGAUGUUUGCCUAACUGCGAGGGACUUCGGUGCUCAGGAGGCUUUGUCUGUGGGAUUUGUGUCGGGAGUCUUUGAGAAUAAGAAGGCUGCGUUGGAUCGGGGGUUGGAGCUUGCGAAGGACAUUGCGAACAAGAGCCCUGUGGCUGUUCAGGGGACCAAAGCGGUGAUCAACUAUUCGAGAGAUCACUCUGUGAAUGAUGGUCUGGAUUACAUCGCGGUAUGGAACGCAGCAAUGCUGCAGACCAAGGAUGUCAAGGAUGCCCUGAUGUCUGGACUGCAGAAACGCACACCAACAUUCGAGAAGCUGUAG